AUGGUCGAAACUCGAGGCUCCCGACCAUCCUUUGAUGGUUCUGUGGAGUUACCCUCUUUUGGUCCUGAUGAUGGCGACCUCGAUCCUUUUCAAUUGAUUGCAGACCAGAAAUUCUCGCAUCCUUUAGAAGACGACGAGGAACAUGGCUCGCCUCCCGCGGCGAAAAAGCGUCGGACCGACUCGAACCCUGGCGAUAUCUCCUUCCAUGAUUCUUUCUCCGAUCACCAGCAUGGAGCCGGUCAUAAAAUCGAAGAGGAACUUGCGACGGCGCUUGGAGAAGGGAUUGUAGACACUUUGGAGCCGACGGAUCACACGCAGAUUGAUCACAAUCAGCCCGACGCCACGCGGGAACAGGACCCCAAUCUCAACCCUGACGUCGCGUCCAUCAUCUCUGAAAUAAUGGACCAUACUGAUCGCCAGGAGCAUACUGUUGCCAUGGGUCCUCAGGAAGUCCCCCCAUCGGGUGAUUUUCCAGGUGCCAAAGGCUACGCGUUUCUCAAGGCCAACUCUCACUUGAAGAUUCAAAGCUUACCCAUUUUAGACAACCUUUCGACCCAAAUCCUUUCGUUUCUAUCCAAGAACAGCUAUCAAGACUUGACGGCCAUGAUUUCGGAGCCAGACUCAGAGAAUGGCCAAGCCUAUGCAACUAUGCGCUCCCUCUUUGACCACACUAAAAGGGUUUACUCUGUCAAACACUCGUUUCUUCAGUUAUCCGAUCUCGAAAUCACGGAUUCCUCUCAGGUCGAUGUCAUUCGCAAGGCCAACCUGGCCUCUUUCGUGUCCAGUAUCUUUGGUUCCCAAGAAAUCGGGUUCGCUGAGCUGAAUGAACACUUCCUGAGUGUGUUCAUGUCCGAUGGUGGGAGGUUACUAAAGGUUCAAGCUGCUUUAUACCUCGAACUCAAGACCCAGGCCUUCAUCGCCGCGAUGAAUAACAAAUCGCGUACCCGGACAAAUCUCUUGUAUGAGCUGUUCCCCGACGAUAUGGAGCGGCGAUUGCUGGAACGGCGCCCAGGCAGCAAGCAGUUGGCCCCUAGCGAAACAGAUUUUGUCAACCGACUUGCUUCUCGCCGUGACCACCUUCUCCAUGAUAUCAACAACGAGGAAGCAAUGAAGAGUCUCCCAGACAAAUACCAGUGGGAAGAUUUCCUGCGCGAUCUGAGUUCUUUCAUCUCGAAGAACUUUGAUACCCUUAAUACUCAGCCGGGCAAGAAACCGGUUAAGGGACGACAGCCAUCGAGCUCAAAUGGUGAUGCGCAAGAAUCUCCGAGUACCACUCAUCAGGGCCAGUUCGCGGUCACUCAGCCUGUGGAGGUACCGGUUGACCGGAACAUGCACGGUGAUCUCGUGGCUCGUGCCGCUCGUGCCGCGCAAAUUGCUCUGCAGGGUCAUGGUCUUCGGCGCUCACAACAACAGUCUCAGCUGCAACAUCAACACCAACAGCAGCAACCUCAAUCUCAAGCCAGUCCAUCUCCAUCUCAUCAGCCUAUACCGGUGCAACAGCAGCCACAACAUACCCCUCAACCCGAUAAUCAAUAUCUUCAUGGUUACACUGCUGCUCAGCAACCUGGACAGCAUGCCCAGCAACAGUACCACAGCCCUACACCUCCUGGUGGAUAUCAACAACCGCCUGGUAGUUUGACAUUUCAGCAAAGUCCCCUGCAAACCAAUUUCCAGCAGUACACCCCCAAUGCGGCCCAGACUAUGCAAGCGCGAGCCAAUGGAAUGUCUGGAAACCAUGGCUAUAUGCCAGGAAUACCGCAUUACACACAGUCACAACCUACUCAGGUGCUUUAUGAGCGUGCUCGAAUGGCCGCCUCUGCGAAGUCUUCCCCAACAAGCCGCAAGUCUGGUCUUCCUAGUCAGCGCCGGCCCUGGACCACUGAUGAAGAGAGUGCUCUCAUGGCCGGACUGGAUAGGGUUAAGGGCCCUCACUGGAGUCAGAUCCUUGCCAUGUUUGGCCCUGGUGGAACUAUUAGCGAGGCUUUGAAGGACCGAAACCAGGUUCAACUCAAGGACAAGGCUCGUAACUUGAAGCUUUUCUUCUUGAAGAGUGGGAUUGAAGUACCUUACUAUCUGAAGUUUGUCACUGGUGAGCUGAAAACCCGGGCCCCAGCACAAGCUGCCAAGCGAGAGGCUCGGGAGAGACAAAAGAAGCAGGGUGAGGAGGAUAAGGCCCAUGUUGAAGGAAUCAAGGGCAUGAUGGCCUUAGCUGGAGCCCAUGCCUCACCUGUCGGUGGUCACGAGAUGUCUGCAUCGCCGAGUCUGCCCCCAGAUGCCAACAGUCAAGCAGUCUUUGAUCAGACCGCUGAGCAGAAUCUGAUGCAAACACUGAGCCAGGAGGUGCACGGUAGUCAAUAUCAGCAUCCCCAACCGACGCAGGACCACAUUGAUCCACACAUGCAGCUGGGCCAGUGA
Molecule: messenger RNA, 2415 nt
Organism: Penicillium longicatenatum
Lineage: Eukaryota; Fungi; Ascomycota; Eurotiomycetes; Eurotiales; Aspergillaceae
Exons: 4
Coding region: 1-2415 (804 amino acids)
Biological process (GO): telomere maintenance via telomere lengthening
Molecular function (GO): double-stranded telomeric DNA binding; protein homodimerization activity
Source: RefSeq, a predicted model, not a curated record